AUGGACAUGUCAGCCGAAAACCCGUUCGCGGACCUCAUGACCAAAGCUGUGAAGCUGAAGGGCGCCCAGCAGGCCCAGCUCCGUACUCAAUUCGAUUCGUGGCCGCAGUAUUUCCAGCACUCGCUGUUCAUGCAAGAAUCCGUGGUGACUGUUCGCUCCAAACCUUUUCCUGAACGGAUCGCCUCUGCGGAGGACAUGAAAGCGGUGGGGAAUGCGCAUUUCAACGCCGAAGCAUACGAAGAAGCCGUCGCCGAGUACGAGAAGGCGUUGGCUGUGUUCAAGUACCUGGAGAACAAGGAUCCUGGCUGGAAGAAGAAGGGCAUCGAGGACGGAGAUAUGCUAAUCACCGACUUCAAGUGCGACGAUGCCGAAGACCAGAAGAGACUCGACGCACUCAAGAUUUCGUGCUACCUGAACAUUGCAGCGCAGGCGUUGAUCACCCCAGCUUCAUCCGGAGCACUGGAGUUUGAUCGCGCGAUCGCUGAUCUCCAGAAGGCGUACGCGGUGGACCCCGAGAACCGAGAAGUGCGGAAGAUGCUACGCGAACUCAUGGAGCAGCGCACGAAGCAGCGAGCUCUGGACAAAGAGACCUUCAGCGGGAUGUUUAACAGAGGCCAAGUGGAAGAAGCCGAAGCUCUUGCUCGAGGAUUCGAGGCCAAGGGAAAAACUGAAUAUGCCGCUGAAAUCCGAGAGAAAAUCGCCCAAGCUCAAGACAUUCGCAAUCGUCGGAUGAAAUGCGUCGACUUCUUCAAUCCGACGCCCGAGAUGAUCAAGAACGCAAAGGAAAGCGGGAUCGACCUGACCGACCGAAAUGUCCAGCAAUUACUGAACGAUCUCCAAGAGGAGGAGCGGAACAAAAAUGCAGUAGAGUCUGUGGAUUCUUUGCUCAAAUCCAUGUCAAAUACGGAGAUCGCUCAGCUGCUGACUCGCGAGGGAAUCGACUACCACAAGAUCUCUGAUCGCGAGCAGUUCCUCGAGACGGCGCGGCAGGUUUUAUUGUCCAAGCUCGACGACCAGAAGGAGCCCCCAAAGUCCUCCUACGCUCGAACAAUCGUUCUGUUGGCGAUAGCAUGGACUCUGUUGCGGCUGUACACGUCGGGAGGUCUAUCGAUUCUCAGCCCGACUAAGGUCAUGGACAUCUUCGAUGAAGACUAG
Messenger RNA from Phytophthora sojae, 1155 nucleotides. RefSeq lists its product as hypothetical. The transcript is spliced from 6 exons. Bases 1 to 1155 code for a protein of 384 amino acids. The record is from RefSeq and is a predicted model, not a curated record. Gene Ontology annotation, molecular function: protein binding. NCBI's taxonomy places the organism in Eukaryota, Oomycota, Peronosporomycetes, Peronosporales, Peronosporaceae.